Messenger RNA from Dromiciops gliroides (monito del monte), 3705 nucleotides. RefSeq names its product protein kinase C delta (gene PRKCD). Gene Ontology annotation, biological process: protein phosphorylation. Gene Ontology annotation, molecular function: diacylglycerol-dependent serine/threonine kinase activity; ATP binding. Lineage: Eukaryota; Metazoa; Chordata; Mammalia; Microbiotheria; Microbiotheriidae. The record is from RefSeq and is a predicted model, not a curated record.
GCGCUGGGCGGAACUGGGCGGGCCGCCGGGGUUCCCAGCACCUGGGUGAGGUCUCGGCCGCCCCGCCCCCCAUCCCGCACUUCCUUGUGUGACGGUACCCGGAGCAAAAGGCGACCGGAGCGGCGGUGUCCGGGCCCCGGAACCGAACGAGAGAGGGAACUCCCCCGGCCCCAGAGCAGAGGGAUCCUGGGGCUUUGAGAUCCUACCAACCGGAGCGAAGAGAAACCCCCUCCCCAUACAAGAGGUCCACUCCCCCUCCCCUCCCCCUCCCCCCCCUCCCGGAGCCGAGAGACUUCUGGGCCAAAAGAUAGCCUGCACGCCGUGGUCCAGCAGAACCGAGAGACUCUCGGAGAGAAGAGACUACUUGGACGGAGCGAUCCCCCGACUCCUGGGGCGCAGAGACCCCACGGACCCAGAGGUUCUCACACCUCCUCCCCGCCCCAACUCUUAGGGUGCAGAGACCCCCAAAGGACUGAGCGAUCCCUCCGCUCCCGGGGCGAAGUCACUCUGGGAACCCACUGAUCCCUCCACUCCCGAGGCAGAGACACCCCAGAGACUAAGCGAUCGCCGCACUCACCCGGCGGAACUAGCACCAGGACUGAGACUCCCCCCAACCUCCUGAGCGCCAAGUUCCUGAGGACUGAGAGAUUGCCGCCCCCUCCUAGAGCGCCGAGACGGACCCUAGGGCUCACGACACUCCCCAAAGCCGAGAGCCAGAGACUUCACCCUCGCGAUUCCCCCCACCUCUCUCUGGAGCGCCGAGACUCCCCUGGAACUAAGAGACAGACCCCCACCCCCAGCCUUCUCUCCACCCCCGGAACUAAGAGGAGAGACUCUCCACCCUCAAUUCUCCUCCAUCCCCUCCCGCCUAGUCCCAGAUCGUGAGGGGGCCGUGAGAACGGACAGCAGAGACCUCCCCAACCUGAGACCACUCCUCGCCCCAGAGCAGAAAGCUCUCCCAGACUCCUUCGGGGGUGUUGUCCGGGAUAAGCCCUCGAAGGCGAAGAAGGCUACCGGGCCUGGAGAGACCCCUCAUCCAAGAGAGACAAUCCCCCUUUCUUGGCCACCGGAAGGAUCGAGAGCCCUUGUAUUGCUGGUCCAUGAUCUCACUCCAAGAUUAGCAACUCCAACUUUGUCACCAAGUGGGUGUGUGACUGGUGUGAUCAGCCAUGGCCCCAUUCCUACGCAUCUCCUUCAACUCCUAUGAGCUCGGAUCCCUUCAGUCUCCUGAGGAAAACUGUCAGCCGUUCUGUGCUGUCAAGAUGAAGGAAUCCCUGACCACAGAGAGAGGGAAGACGCUGGUCCAGAAGAAGCCCACCAUGUACCCAGAUUGGACAUCGACAUUUGAUGCCCACAUCUAUGAGGGACGGGUCAUCCAGAUUGUCUUGAUGAAGGCAGCGGAGGAGCCCCUGUCGGAGGUGACAGUGGGCGUGUCUGCACUGGCCGGAGGUGCAAGAAGAACAAUGGCCAAAGCUGAAUUCUGGCUGGACCUGCAACCUCAGGCCAAGGUACUCAUGUCUGUCCAGUAUUUCCUGGAAGAUACAGAUUGCAAGCAGUCCUUGAGGAUGGAGGAUGACAGUAAAUUUCCUACCAUGAACCGGCGGGGGGCCAUCAAGCAGGCCAAGAUACAUUAUAUCAAGAACCAUGAGUUCAUCGCCACUUUCUUUGGUCAGCCCACCUUCUGCUCAGUCUGCAAGGACUUUGUCUGGGGCCUCAACAAGCAAGGCUACAAAUGCAGACAAUGUAACGCAGCGAUCCACAAGAAAUGCAUCGACAAGAUCAUUGGCCGGUGCAAGGGCACAGCGGCCAAUAGCAGGGACACCAUGUUCCAGAAGGAGCGCUUCAACAUAGACAUGCCACAUCGCUUCAAGGUGUACAAUUACAUGAGCCCCACCUUCUGUGACCACUGUGGGAGCCUGCUUUGGGGACUGGUGAAGCAGGGCUUAAAGUGUGAAGACUGUGGGAUGAACGUACAUCACAAGUGUCAGAAGAAAGUGGCAAAUCUUUGCGGCAUCAACCAGAAGCUCUUAGCUGAAGCAUUAAACCAAGUCAGCCAGAAAUCUUCCCGGAAGUCAGACACGGGGUCCACAGAGAGUUUUGGCAUCUACCAGGGCUUUGAGAAGAAAGCAGGGACUGUUGGGGAAGAUGUGGCAGAUAAUGGGACCUAUGGGAAGAUCUGGGAAGGUAGCACGCCCUCCAAGUUCAACAUUGACAGCUUCACGUUCCACAAAGUCUUGGGCAAGGGCAGCUUUGGGAAGGUGCUGCUGGCUGAGCUGAAGGGAAAGGGUGAGUUCUUUGCAGUGAAGGCUCUGAAGAAAGAUGUCGUUCUCAUAGAUGAUGAUGUGGAGUGCACCAUGGUGGAGAAGCGAGUGCUGGCACUCGCUUGGGAGAACCCAUUCCUGACGCACCUUUACUGCACUUUCCAAACCAAGGAUCACCUGUUCUUUGUGAUGGAGUUCCUCAAUGGAGGGGACCUGAUGUUUCACAUCCAGGAUAAGGGACGCUUUGACCUUUACCGAGCCACGUUUUAUAGUGCUGAGAUCCUGUGUGGUUUACAGUUCUUACACAGCAAAGGCAUCAUUUACAGGGACCUCAAACUGGACAAUGUGAUGCUGGAUAAAGAAGGCCACAUCAAGAUCGCCGACUUUGGGAUGUGCAAGGAGAAUGUGGUGGGAGAACAGGCCAGCACAUUCUGCGGUACACCAGACUACAUUGCCCCUGAGAUCCUGCAGGGCUUGAAGUAUACAUUCUCGGUGGACUGGUGGUCCUUCGGCGUCCUCCUGUAUGAGAUGCUCAUUGGGGCAAUCCCCUUUCCAUGGGGAUGAUGAGAUGAGCUCUUUGAGUCCAUCCGGGUGGACACGCCCCACUACCCGAGAUGGAUCACCAAGGAAUCAAAAGACAUCUUGGAGAAGUUGUUCGAAAGGGAUCCACUAAGGCUGGGGGUGACAGGUAACAUCAAAGUCCAUCCAUUCUUCAAGACUAUCAACUGGACUCUUCUGGAGAAGAGGGAAGUGGAUCCCCCUUCAAGCCCAAAGUGGUAAGUGAAGUCUGCGGGUGACUACAAAUUUGAUCGUGAGUUCCUAAGUGAGAAGGCCCGCCUAUCCUUCAGUGACAAGAACCUCAAUCGAUUCCAUGGGACCAGACAGCCAUUUGCUGGCUUCUCCUUUGUCAACCCCAAAUUUGAGCGACUCCUGGAGAAAUGAGUGUUAAACUUCUGCAGCCCACCCCUUGGUCAAAAGCCACCAGUGCUAGCUAGCUAUGUGUACUGGUCUCCCAGGGCAAACAGGGCUGGGAUCUCUCCCAGCCUCCUCUCAGCCCUCUCCUGGGCCCCAUAAUAUGCAACAGUGUGAUUGUAAUUAUUUCCCCAGCUGCCUCCAUGUCCUCAGGCAGCAGGUCUUUUGCAUGGUUGGGGUUUUAGGUACCUUCCUCUGUGAAUCAUGUGUGAAUUUUAUGCUCCUCUGGUCGAGGAGGGAGAUUGUAAAUCCCAUGUUUUGUUACUUGAAUGUAGUUAUCUAUUAAAAAUAUAUAUAUAUAUAUAUAUACACAUAUAUAUACAUAUAUAUAUGAAAAGCUGUAUAUAUUGCUCCAUAGAGAAGAAACAUGUAAGGGAACUGGUAAUGUGUUAACUUUUUUAUAAAAACCCACAAAGUCCAAACAUAAACCAUAAGAUCUCUCGGUUCUUUUAUUUAUGUCUCUAAUAAUAAA